UUGUGCAACACCUGCUAUCUUGCUCUGCCUGUGCUAGGUUGCAUAGAAAUUCUUCUAGAAAUUGAUUAAACAUUUGACUCUGUAUUUUCUCUGUGAAUCUUUAGGUUUCUUUUGUUAACCACUACAUUUAGCUUCGGGUAAAUCCCCUUAUACUUGAGUUUUCUUCUCUCAAGGAAUCUAUAGUUUACAAGGGUAAUGUUCAAGUUCUGCCUAAAACUUUUCAUCCAGAAUGUUGAGUUUAAACACAAUACAAAUAAAUAAAUGUUAGCGAAAAAAAGAAAGAAGAAAAAAGAAGAAAUCAAACUUAACUUUAGGACAUAGUUUCAUAGCUUUGAUUGCUAAUUAGAUACUAGUUCUUUUAGAAUCUUGAAUGAUGUGCCCAACUUCACUCUAUCAACACUGAUUUUAAGUGUUUGCCUUGUAUUAGCAGUUCAUACUUCAUACAACUAAAAUGUCUUUCCAGUAGUUCAUGUGGUUUGGUUGUAGGAACUGGGUUGGUAGAAAGACCUGUAAGUAACAGUCACUAUACCACCAGAAUAGUAGUUAGCCACACAAAAUGAGUGGGAUAUAAUAAUUCAGACCUGUACUCUUCUACAACAUUUAAAAAACUAAAAUCACUCUCUUGGUCCCUUACAUUUCUGUCAAACAAGAAACCCUAAAUUAAAGGAAACACCAAGUUUAUGACUUAACAGUUAUAAAAGGAAUGUCUGGACAAAAUUGAUACCCCAGAAAGUCCCCAUUUGUUUAUGAUCUUUUUCUUGAUGCAUAUCUGAAACCACAGAUACAGCGCAAAUGGAGAGACGCAAGAUUUUUGCGCUAAUGUUUCUUGCAGCCAUCUCAGUGUUCUUGCCCAAAAUGGAAAGCCAGGUAGCUCCACGUCCCCUUUGUUCCUCCCAGUUAGCCCUGGUGAACUAUGCUUGCUCUCAGCUGCCAAUGCCGUAUGCUCCUCCUUUAUCCUCCUCCCUUAACUCAUCCCUGGAUGAGGAUGGCAAUGGCAGCAGAAACAUAAGUGGUCAUCAGAACCACCACCAUCACCAUGAUCACGAUGAUGAUGACCAUGACCAUGAUGAUGAUGAUGAUGACCAUGACCACGAUGAUGAUGACCAUGACCACCGUCACCACCACCACCACCACCACCAUGACCAUGACCACGACCACCACCACCACCAUGACCGUGACCACGACCACCAUCACCACGACCACGACCACGACCAUGAUGAUGACCACCACCAUCAUCAUGGAAGCCCUGUAGAAGCAAACUGUUGCCACUGGCUUACUGAGUUGGAUGAUGAGUGUGUCUGUGACAUGUUAGUUCACUUGCCUGUCUUUCUGGCAAGGCCUGCUCACCAAUACACUAUCAUUGUUGAUGAUUCAUGCAAAGUCACUUAUACUUGCGGAGGGAGAAUUAAACCAUAAGGAGACAUCAUGAUUCAUGGAUGCUUUGGUUUCUGAAGAUUUAUCUCUCAAGUCUCAAGUACUCUCCAUAAGUCUGCUUCUACUACCUAUUAUUGACCUCAAGUUGCUACUUGUAAUCAGUCUUUACUUGUUCUGGUUCCUAUCUCCUGCUAAUCAUGUUUCUAUUAUCUUUCAUUCCUGAAAAUAAAAUUGUAGCUGUUCUCUCAUUUGUUUAAGCAUUGUAAGGUUUUAAUUCAGUUGUUCAAAACAGUGACCAGAUGU
Messenger RNA from Tripterygium wilfordii, 1677 nucleotides. RefSeq lists its product as uncharacterized. Bases 793 to 1416 code for a protein of 207 amino acids. NCBI's taxonomy places the organism in Eukaryota, Viridiplantae, Streptophyta, Magnoliopsida, Celastrales, Celastraceae. The transcript has a single exon. The record is from RefSeq and is a predicted model, not a curated record.